AUGAUUAGUAAUUUUCAACAACAAAUCGAUUCUUCCAAUCCAAAUUUUACAAUUAAAUUUAUUUUGGAUAAUUUAAUUAAAUCAAAACAAAAACCUUUAGGUUUAGAAGGAAUUAAUGAGAUUGAAAGUGUUAAAGUUAAUUUAAUGGGAAUUGGUGGAUUUAUUUCUAAAUUAUUUCGAAUUAAAAUUAAAUUAAAUAAAAAUGAAAGAAAAGAAGAAUUUAAUUGUAUUUUUAAAAUACCAACAAUGGAAAAAUUGGAUGGAGAAGUAAAAUAUGACAGUAAAGGACGUGAGGAUUUAAUUGAAUGGAUAAAUCAUGUCCAUAAAUCAGAAUGUCGAUUUUAUGAUGAAGUUUUGCCAUUAAUUCAAAAUUCACCAAUUUCUUUAAAUUUUCGAAUACCGCAAGUUUAUGCCUUUAAAUAUUCUGAACAAUCCAAGGAUUUUUUACUUAUGGAGGAUUUAUGUUUUAAUAAUCAAAAAUUAUUUCAAGUAGAAUUGGCUGAUGGACUUAAUAAUGAACAAGUUGAAUCAGCAAUUUCUUCAAUUGCACAUUUUCAUGCCCUUAGUUUAAGCCUUCCAUCAAAAUUAAUUGAUUCUUUUAAAAAUCAUCCAAAUUUGGAUAUUGACGAGAAAAGUUUAAAAAUAAAAGAAAGAAUAUUUUCUACUCCAGACACAGCAGAAAUGUUUAAAGGAAAGGAAGAAAAACUUUUAAAUUUAUUUGAAAAUUUUGGUAAUUAUAGAAUAGAACAACAUAAGGAAUUUGGAUUAGAUCCAGUUAUUGUACAUGGAGAUACUUGGACAAACAAUUUUUUCUUUAAAAAAACAGAGGAUAAGGACAGCUCAGAAUUUGAUGCUUUAUUUGAUUGGCAAGUAGUCCACAUAGGUACAGGCAUAAACGAUAUUGUUCGACUUAUUUUUAUUUGUGUUGAUGCUGAAUUACGCCGAUUAAAUUCAAUUAAAUGGUUACAAAUUUAUGAAAAAUCAUUUAAUAAAAUAAUUAAAAAAUUGGGAAAAGAAGAAAAAAAUUUAAAAUCUUUUAAAUUAAUUAAAGAAAUAGCAAUUUAUCAUUCAAAAUAUGAAUGUUGUUUUCAAUUAUUUUUAAUUGCAAAUAUCUUGGGACAAGAAAGAGAUGAAACAAAAAGAGAAAAACUUAUAAAUAGAAUGAAAUGUUUAUUUAAUGAUUGCUGUAAAGAAAAUGGAUUUUUUAAUGAAUAA
Molecule: messenger RNA, 1215 nt
Organism: Meloidogyne enterolobii
Lineage: Eukaryota; Metazoa; Nematoda; Chromadorea; Rhabditida; Meloidogynidae
Source: the annotation of a GenBank genome assembly